Messenger RNA from Penicillium canescens, 1008 nucleotides. RefSeq lists its product as uncharacterized. The transcript is spliced from 3 exons. Lineage: Eukaryota; Fungi; Ascomycota; Eurotiomycetes; Eurotiales; Aspergillaceae. The record is from RefSeq and is a predicted model, not a curated record. The coding region runs from base 1 to 1008 and encodes 335 amino acids.
AUGCUUCUCCCCAGCGAAGGAAAACCUCUCGACAUAGAAUAUGCAGACCAAAUGCGCUCCCACCCCUACGGCACAGCCCUAUACAACCCCCAACCGCACAACAUCUUCCACCCAGGAAUGGUAGGUUACUUCGACAGAGACGGCAACUGGAACCCGAUCAUCGAUCUAUCCAAGCAACCAGAUCCUACCUCACCUACAUCCACGACUACUCUAAAACCCCCACCGACCCUCCCACCCCUCGCAACACCGGAACAUCAAACUUGGGGCCCAAAACUAGGCCUAAAAACCCACAGCCACCAAAUAAACCUACAAGCAGGCCUGUCCCAGACCCUCCUCGCAAUAGCCGGCGCACCAAUAAGUCUAUCUUCGCAUUUCCGCUUCGAAAGCGAGGAAUCUAGCGGUGCGGUGCUUGUUACUAGUGCGCCAAUUGUACACGAGCGUUUCUACCAUGAAACACCGUUUAAGGCAUGGGUUGUUGCCAAUGCGGGGAGGUUACUUGCUGAACGGGGCGAGUUGAGGGAAUGUGCGUUGUGGGUUGUUACUAGUACGUGGGCUGCGGAGGAGGUUGCUGUUAAUUGUUGGAGGAAUUGUAGGAAGGCUGUUGACGUGGGCUUUCAGGUUGGGGUUGUUGAGGUUGGGGAGGUUGCGCCUACGGGGACUUGGGUUGAUUGUGGUGCUGCGGCGGGUUGGUUGAGGGCUAGAGGGGAUGAUAAUUCAGGGGGAAGAAGGGUGGUGUUCUUUGGGGGUCUUAGGUUUAAGUAUAGGCCUGUUAUUGGGGGACUCGGCUCGCAGAAUAAACGGAACACAUUUCGUGGAGAUGAUACAGGGAAAGAGACUGUGGCAACCACACUAACAUCCGAUGAUGGCAUGGAGUAUGAUCUUUCUUGUGAAGAGGUUCUUGAAGAUAGGACUUUGCGCCCGCGGGAAAACACCGCGGGAUCUGGGGAUAGUGAGGAUUAUGAUGAUCAGGAUGAUCAGGCGGAGGAUGAAUCAGACGAUGACUGGUGA